AUGGCUCAACCUCUCGUCUUCUUCGCUCUGUCGCUCCUUCUCGGGGUCGCUCGGGCACGGACAUGGCCGACGCUCAGUGGUACCUCUCUCUCUCUCUCUCUCUCUCUCUCUCUCUCUCUCUCUCUCUCUCUCUCUCUCUCUCUCUCUCUCUGUCUUGUUGAAAAAUUGCUUGUUGACGGCCAGGAGAGGCGCCGCGGGUGGUGGCGCGAGGAGGGUACUCGGGGAUCUUCCCGGAGUACACGGCGGCGGCGUUUCUGUUCGCCAACGCGAUGAGCAUGUCCGACGUGGUCCUCUUCUGCGACCUGCAGCUGACCAAGGACGGCGUGGGCAUCUGCCGGACAGACCUCCGACUGGACAACUCCAGCAACAUCGCCGACGUCUUCCCGGACGGCGACCAAACCUACAAAGUCAACGGGAGCCCCGUUCAGGGUUGGUUCGCCAUUGACUUCACCUCCGACCAGAUCUUCAGCAACGUCACCGCCAGUCAGAAUGUCUUCUCCCGGCCUAAUGUCUUCGACGGAAUCUACCCCAUCACCACACUGGAUGACGUCAGAGGCAUGAGGCCUACCCAGCUCUGGUUGAACGUCCAGGUCUCUCUCUCUUUUUCUCUCUCUCAAAUGAUCCUGGAUUCGAGAACAGUCUAACGCCGCCCUCCAUGCAUCUUCUUCUUCUCGGCGGCAGUACGACACCUUCUACACGCAGCACGGCCAGGACAUCGUUGCCUUCGUCGCGGACGCGGCGGCGCACAUGCCCGUGGACUACAUCUCCUCUCCAGAGAUCGGCUUCUUGAAGAAGAUGGCCAGGAAGGGCGCUAAGGGAAGGAAGAUGAAGCUCAUCUUCAAGUUCCUCGAAGAGGACGAGGUGGAGCCGACGACCGCACGGCCCUACGGGGCCUUCCUCCAGGACCUUUCGUCCCUUAGGGCCUUCUGCUCGGGGAUCCUCGUGCCCAAGGGCUACAUCUGGCCCGUCGGGGGCGCCCGCUACCUCGAGCCGCAGCAGACGAGCCUGGUGGCUGACGCCCACAAGCUGGGGCUGGAGGUGUUCGCCUACACCUUCGGCAAUGACCUCGUUGGGAGCUACAACUACAGCUACGAUCCCACGGUGGAGUAUCUCCAGUUCAUCGGCGGCGGAGAAACAGACUUCUCUGUCGACGGAGUCCUCACCGACUUCCCUUCCACCGCGUCGGAGGCCGUCGGUGAGUCCAGUUCAUCGCUCCGCCACUGUCGCCAAUGAUGCAGUAGGUCUCUAUCUUCCUCAACCGUCCUUUUUUCCCUUUUUCCUUCCUUCCUUCCCCGUGCAGCUUGCCUGUCUCUAAACCAGAAGAGCGCCUCCUCCCAAGCAGAAGGUAAGAAGCACCCAUUGGUGAUAACCCACAACGGCGGCGCCAGCGGGGUCUUCGCCGGCAGCACGGACCUCGCUUACCGGAGGGCAGCGGAGGACGGCGCCGACGUCGUCGACUGCUCCGUCCAAAUGACCAGCGACGGGGUCGCCUUCUGCAUGGGCUCCGCCGACCUGACGAGCUCCACCACGGCGACGGCGGCGUUCAUGCCCAGGUCAACGAUGAUUCCUGAAAUCCAGCCUAACAGCGGGAUCUUCUCCUUCCAUCUAACCUGGAGUGAGAUCAAGAGCCUAAAACGUAAGCCAGAUCUCAUGGAUUGAUAAUCUCUAAUUCUUUUCCAUGUCGGGAUAAGUAAUGUCGGUUUCGUGGUGGCGGCGCAGCGGAGUUGAAGAGCCCCUUGCAGGAGGCCGGUUUGCCGAGGAACCCAGAGAUGAAGAACGCCGGGAAGUUCUUGACUCUCGCCGAAUUCCUCGACUUUGCCGAGGCCAACUCCAUCAAAGGAAUCUUGGUCAACCUGGAGGUGAGUGAGUCAGCGCAGACUGUAGUCAACUUAGAGGUGUCAAUGGGCCUGGCUGUGGACUUAACUGGGCCUCCCAUCAAUGCUCCUCCGAGCUAUGGAAAUAAAAUCUUUUUUAUCUUCGCCAUUAUUAUUACUACUACUGACGAGAGUCGCUCGCAGAAUGCAGCGUACCUCGCAUCGAAGAAGGGCCUGGAUGUAGUCGGCGAAGUCAGCGCGGUCUUGGUCAACUCCCGCUUCACAAGGCAGGUCAUGAUCCAGUCGGACGACAGCUCGGUGCUCGCCAGAUUCCGGGACUCGGCUCCUUCUUACAGGAGAGUUCUCCUCGUGAAGGAGACGGUCAGCGACGCCCCCCCGCCGGCGGUGGAGGAGAUCACGCGGGUCGCCCACGCGGUCAACAUCCCUCGGUCCUCCGUCGUCUCCAGCUCCGGUGGUUUCCUGGUCUCCUCCACCGACGUGGUGGCCGAGUUUCAGGCAGCCAACGUCUCCGUCUUCGUCUCCGUCCUCAGGAACGAAUUCAUGAACAUUGCCUUUGACUUCCUCGCGGACCCGAUCGUGGAGAUCGCCAGCUAUCUCUCCCAGUUCGGCGCGGACGGCGUCGUCACCGAGUUCCCCGCCACGGCGACCGCGUACAUAAGUAAGCGUUCGUCUGCGUUGACUUUAAACCAUCGUCCUGUUGUUCUAGAUAUAGUAGAUCGUGUUUUUGACUUCUGAGAUUGAUUUACAUAAGCGGUGGUUUGGAUUUCGGCAGGGAGCCCGUGCUACAACUACAGCUCUGUCGGCGGCUAUGCGAUCCUCCCGGUGCAACCCGGUUCGCUGCUGGGGAUGGCGGCGCCGGGGGCGGCGCCGCCGACGGAGCCGCCGGCACCGGCCCUCGCGGUGUCCGACGUGGUGGACCCGCCGCUACCACCGGUCAUGGACCCCGACGAGACGUCCCCAGGGGCGGCGCCGUCGGCUCUUCCCAGUGGGCAGCCCUCCGACGGGAUCCCCUCGCCGUGGAUUCUCUCGGCGGCGAUCGCCGGUGCAGUUUUCCUGCGCCUCCCUUGA
Messenger RNA from Spirodela intermedia, 2903 nucleotides. The record is from the annotation of a GenBank genome assembly. NCBI's taxonomy places the organism in Eukaryota, Viridiplantae, Streptophyta, Magnoliopsida, Alismatales, Araceae.